Symsagittifera roscoffensis is the source of this 1756-nucleotide messenger RNA. RefSeq lists its product as uncharacterized. The transcript is spliced from 3 exons. The record is from RefSeq and is a predicted model, not a curated record. NCBI's taxonomy places the organism in Eukaryota, Metazoa, Xenacoelomorpha, Acoela, Convolutidae. The coding region runs from base 1157 to 1597 and encodes 146 amino acids.
UUCAGAUGUGAUGUAACUGAAAUUACUGUGAAUUUACUGUGCAUUCUCUGAUCAUGCAGCUUAUUGAUGAGCUUGCAAAGCUGAUCUAGUGGAAUUUAAGUUCCUCAUUCAACAUGAUUCUCUUUUGGUGUAUUUUAUGAACACGCCAUUUGUUGCAUUAUUUCGCAUUCAAUUUAUAUCAAUAUAACAGUAAGUGAAAACUUGCGCCGAUUUUUCUGUCUGUAUAUAAUACAAUGCUUAAAAAAUGAGUUGUCGUCAUGUUAUGAUUUUUGACUGUGAAGUAUAUAAUCGAUUUAGUUUUUGUAGCUUUUGAUCUGAAACAAGCUUGUCUGUGCUCUGCUCUGUACCUCAAUUACUCUGAGUUACUUUUUCAUUGGUAUUUUAUAUCUCUUUGAUUAAAAAUACGUUAUUUGAAUCAUAAUCUUUGGUAAUUCGGGCUUUCUCAAAUCGGAAUAGUUAAUGAUAGUUACUGCUACGUCUUGAACGAUAACUUGACCUACUAGUAAUAAGUGUUUGCCACGUUUGACUUGUACUGAUUCAGUGGCGUCAUUAUUUUUGUGGUUUGCAAACUGAAUAUGAAUAUUCCUUAGCUGAAGUAAAUAACCGUGACUACUAUCUCCUUUAAACGGAGGUUGACCUCUGUUUUAUUUUCUCAGCGAAAUGUCCAAUCGGAUGAAGGAUAGCAGCCGAAACAAACUCGAAGUUGAAUACAUUUGAUCUGAAUUCUAAAUUCGUCCUUGUAUCAAUCCUUAUCUUUCCAAACUGUUAUUUUUAGCUAUGAGAGUUAAACUUGGCCUUAUUCACGGAUUAUUCAAUUAGUUUUUGGUUUCAAAAUUUCUCGCUGACCAAACCUUUGAUUAGAAAUUGUGGCUUAUUUGACGUGAAGCUGAUUACGGCUAAUAUUUAGUUCAAAAUUCUUUCUUAUUCGUUACUUAAUUAAACGAAACGCAUUUCUUCUGUAUAGCGGACUUGCUCUAGCAGAUACAGAAUUCCGCAAAAUCAUCGAGAGCAAAACUGCCUUCAGCUUUUGCAAUUUCUUAUCUUCUCCGGGACUUACAAGAGAAAUCUGAUUACCAAGGUUCUUGUCUUUUACUUGUCAAGAACUUCGUGUAUCCACUUAGGACUAUCAGAGUCUUGUACAGACGACAAAGCAAUAAUGAUACCCAACAGACAAUGGAUGCAAUCUGUUCCUAGGGAGCGACCACUGUUCGGGGAUGCGUUCCGUAGAGCAAAUUACUACCCUAAUCCGGUGACUACUAUCGUGGCGGUGGUCAACGUAUUCUGUGCAACGGGCACUUUCACUAAGAGUGCGCUUGGUCUCGUGGCUACCCCGGCAUCAUACUUCUUCGUGUAUGUUUUCCCAUCUCUCAAAGAUGCUACUAAUUCAGCUCUGGACUCUAUGUUGGACGUAGCUUUAGACGCAGCACCCUUGAGGUGGAUAUGCCCCAUUGAUGAUGGCUUUAACCCGUUUGACGGCCUCGAUGUUCGUUUUCUUAACACAAGGACAGUCGACGACAAUAACGCAGAUCAUGAUCUCAACAUCGGAAUAAACAAUGUGCAGAAUAUUGAUGAGUUUGCACAUCGUAAACAUAUUUGACGGCAAAUAUAACAUUUAAACUUUGAAAGCAAAACUUUGUGUUGCUUACAAGCAUUGGUGCCUUUGUUUAGAUAGUUGUAUACCUUUGAUUGUUGCUUAAUUUUUUCAUAACUUAUUUUCCCAGAGUAGAUUUAUUAGUGUACUCGUUUUCUCCAAAGA